This is a messenger RNA of Penicillium robsamsonii, 225 nucleotides long. RefSeq lists its product as uncharacterized. Bases 1 to 225 code for a protein of 74 amino acids. Lineage: Eukaryota; Fungi; Ascomycota; Eurotiomycetes; Eurotiales; Aspergillaceae. The transcript is spliced from 3 exons. The record is from RefSeq and is a predicted model, not a curated record.
AUGCGCCGCCGCUGGUGCGUGGCUUGUUCGAGCGCGGGGCGACGAAUGGAGAAUACGGCCCGAAUUGGGUUGCCGGCUGGUUGUUGUAUAGUGUUUUUCGGUCGCGGGAUGCGGAAAGGGGAGGUUACAGGUUCUGCGGGUUCGGAGUCUGACAAACGUACGAGGCAGGAAGAGACGACACAGCCGAAGAAGUACUAUGAUCCAGUGCGCAAUGGGACGGUAUGA